AUGGCCCUGGCGGCCUCCCUGGCUGAGCUGCGCGCAGAGGCCUGCUGCCCCGUGUGCCACGAUUUCCUGCAGGAGCCUGUGACCCUGGAAUGUGGCCACAACUGCUGUGGCUCGUGCCUGCAGCAGCGCUGGGAGCAUCUGCACGACGUCCUGCCCUGCCCCGUGUGCCUGCACCCCUGCACAGAUGGGCACCCCCAGAAGAACACGCAGCUGGGGGACAUGAUUGACCUGGUCCAGCAGAUUCUGUGCAUGAGGGAGAAGAACAGUGACGACCUGGAGCUGCUGUGUGGCCGGUGCGCUGUCUCCCCUGACCACCAGGCCCACGACCUGACACCCAUCGCAGAAGCCGCUGCUCACCACAGGGCGAAGCUCAAGAGUCUCCUAUGGCUGCUGGGAGAGCGGCUGGAGGAGGCAGGGAGGGCCUUGGAAAGGAACGACGCCGAGUUCACCGAGCUGAAAGGCCAGUUGAAACUGCAGAAGCAAAAUGUGACCCAAGAAGGCAGCCAUUUGAUGCAAUUCUUGAAAAAACAGGACACUUCCAUGGGAAGGAAGCUGGUGCACCAAAGGGCCAGUAUUUACAGACACGUGCUGAAAACCAAACAGCAGCUGUCCAGGGAGGCCUGCACCUGGAAGGAGCUGCUCAUGGAGCUGCAGAAGGCUUGUUUGCAGGCCGACGCCCAGCUCCUCCAGGACGCCGGAGCCCUGCACCAGGCCUGGAGCCAGUGCCAGAGUCUGGGAUUCCCUGAAGCCCCUUCCUGGGAGCACAAAGAGGAGAGUCCCUCUCUGCCCCCCAGCUACAUCGGCUUGGACAACAUGAGGGCCAAGUUCCAGGUGCACCUGACGCUGGACCCUGAGACUGCUCACCCGGAUCUCUGCAUUGCCCGCCAGACGACCGCCAGCUACUGCCAGGAGGGCGCCCAGCCCAGCCCUGGAGUGCGCCCCCGCGCCUUCACCUCCCGCGUGGCGGUCCUGGGGGCCCCGGGUUUCGGGGGCGGCCGGCACUUCUGGCAGGUGGAGAUCCGCGGCUUGGGGGUCUGGUGUCUGGGCGUGUGCACCGAGGCCUUCUCCAGGGACACUCGGGCCGCGCAGACCCCGCGCAAUGGCUGCUGGCAGGUGCCCGUGACCGUGUCCCUGAGCCUGUCCCGCCUCCCACGGGGCAAAGCAGCUGUCGCCUGCUUCGGGGUCUUCCUGGACUACGAGUUGGGGGAGAUUUCCUUCUACAACAUGAGCAAGAAGACCCACUUGCACACACUCACUGGCACAUUCACUGAGAGACUUGUGCCUUAUUUUUCGGUCAGAGAUUUUUCCUUCUCUUCGUCCUUGAGUGUCCUGUGGGAAUAA
Messenger RNA from Suncus etruscus (white-toothed pygmy shrew), 1341 nucleotides. RefSeq names its product tripartite motif-containing protein 75-like. Gene Ontology annotation, molecular function: protein binding. Bases 1 to 1341 code for a protein of 446 amino acids. The record is from RefSeq and is a predicted model, not a curated record. NCBI's taxonomy places the organism in Eukaryota, Metazoa, Chordata, Mammalia, Eulipotyphla, Soricidae. The transcript has 2 exons.